UAUUUCCACCAGAAUGACUGUGUGUCAAAAUUGUUCAGUCAGGGUUUCUUCAUAUUAGCUAAUACUUGUGGUUCCCUUUAAUGCUUCUUGUUUUACAUUGUUUGAACUUUCAUUUCCACUGGGCUGGGCAUCUGACUUCAAACUGUUUUCUCAUCAUUUGUGUCUGGAAACAGCAGAAAAGCAGCAAAUAGGAGAUAAUUCCAUUUAAACUAAUUCACCACAACAUUGAGAAGAUGAAGCUCUACCUUCUUUUCGGUAUCCACUGCUUGAUGGCUUGUGUAGUCUACAGUCAGCUGGACGGUCUUCCUGGUCCCAAAGGUGACAAAGGAGAUCCAGGAAUUGAAGGACCCAGGGGAGAACCUGGUCGUCCGGGAGUACCAGGAAUAAAAGGACUGCAGGGACCACCUGGAUUCCCUGGACCACGUGGACGACCUGGACCAGCUGCUUUCUGUGGACAAGAUGACUUUGCUUCAUUUGAAAUGGAAGUUGAAAAAUUAAAGGAGACCACUGCAAAGUUAGAGCUGGCUAUAAACUUUAAGUUUGUGCGGAAGGCUGGUCAGAAAUACUUUGUCUCCAACAAGGAUAAAGGUUCGUUCUUCAAGGCCGUUGAGUUCUGCUCCCAACAAGGCCUCGAGCUGGCUCUGCCCCAGAGUGAGGAGGAGAACAACAAGCUGAAGCAGCUGUUUCAUGAAGCUGAUAAAAGAGCCUGGAUCAAUGUCAAGAAUAAAAAAGCAGAGGGGAAUUUUGAGGCUGACAUGAACAGUCGACCUCUGACUUUUACCAAAUGGGGAGAAUCACAGCCAGAUAAAUCCAUCCAGGACACUGGCUGCUCCAUGUCAGAUAACGGCAUCUGGCGAGUGACACCUGACUGCUCUCUGAAUGCUUACAUCAUCUGUCAGCUGUAGAAAGCUCCCAUCUGCAACGCAGUCACUUUUUAUACCUUUGAUUUACUUUAUAUUAAUGACUUCAUUUCAGACUUGUUCAAAAUUACAUUUAGAAAAAAUGAAUUAAUGAAAAAACAAAAAAAAACAUAAUGUAAGCCGUACAAGUGCAGAAUCAUAAUCCUUUCUUUCUAACGCAUGCACUACAACAAAAUGUAUAUAUGCAAAGUAGUCUCACAUUUUCUGAUGUUCAAGAGUUCAUUUUUCAUAAAACAAGAAAACAAUAAAAAGAAUUUUACAAGCAGACGUCA
Molecule: messenger RNA, 1192 nt
Organism: Melanotaenia boesemani (Boeseman's rainbowfish)
Lineage: Eukaryota; Metazoa; Chordata; Actinopteri; Atheriniformes; Melanotaeniidae
Product: mannose-binding protein-like
Exons: 5
Coding region: 234-905 (223 amino acids)
Cellular component (GO): multivesicular body; rough endoplasmic reticulum
Source: RefSeq, a predicted model, not a curated record